Messenger RNA from Stegastes partitus (bicolor damselfish), 3546 nucleotides. RefSeq names its product toll-like receptor 8a (gene tlr8a). Gene Ontology annotation, cellular component: plasma membrane. Bases 242 to 3325 code for a protein of 1027 amino acids. Lineage: Eukaryota; Metazoa; Chordata; Actinopteri; Pomacentridae. Gene Ontology annotation, biological process: defense response to virus; canonical NF-kappaB signal transduction; toll-like receptor signaling pathway. The record is from RefSeq and is a predicted model, not a curated record. The transcript is spliced from 2 exons. Gene Ontology annotation, molecular function: pattern recognition receptor activity; protein binding.
GUGACAACCCGCCAGUUUGUGACUUUUAUGUUUGACUUCAGCCACAGUGGGGUUUUUGGGGGUUUUUUUCAUAGUGUGUAGGGAUCAAAAACAAGGAAAUUAAAUAGGGUGUUUUGACUUGUAAUGACGCGGCGACACACAAGACAAGCGCAGUUUUUCGAUUGCCUGAAGUGUCAGAGAAACACUCGGUUUCAAGGCUGCCAUUCAGAGAUCUUGAGGGAUCAACACAGUACAUGACAUAAUGGCUGUCACAUGUUGGACGCACCUGCUGCUGUUGUGUCUGUGUUGCCAUUAUGAGAUCCAGUCUGCCGAAUGCAAACCUACAUGGAUGUCGCUGCAGUUCCCUUGUGACGUCACAGCCCACAACAGCUCGAAGGUCAUAUUCGACUGCAAAGGACGUCAUCUGCACAGAGUUCCUGAUGGGAUAACGAGCAAUGCCACCGAUCUCAACUUAUCUGAAAACUACAUCGGCAUUAUUACAGCUCAUGCAUUUUCUAACCUUCAGAAUCUGACUCAGCUCAACCUCAACUGGGCAAGCAGGAAGACGGUACUGGUCAUUGCCGCGAAUGCUCUCAAAAAUCUUACAAAACUGCAUCAGCUGAGACUCACCGGCAACAGUCUGGAUGCCAUUCCACGCAAUAUCCCCCUCUCUGUUGAUCUCCUUGAGCUAAGCAACAACAAGAUCAUGUUGGUGGAUAACAGCAGCCUCACAGGCAUAACAAACGUGACGAAACUGUGGUUGGCCAGAAACUGCUACAUGUGGAAUCCUUGUGGUAGAUCUGUCGUUAUAAUGGACAACAGUUUUGCAGUCAUGACCAAACUGCAGAUGCUCGAUUUGUCCCAAAACAACUUAACCCAGGUUCCCAAAGGAUUACCUCAGUCCCUUUACCAAUUAAACCUGGGCUCUAACAAAAUAGAGUACAUAGCUGAAGAUCAUUUUCAUGCGUUACAUAAUUUAACAAUUCUAGGACUGCAGGGGAACUGUCCAAGAUGUCAAAAUGCUCCAUUUCCCUGUGUGCCUUGUCAAAACGAUUCUCUCAGCAUUCAUCCUGCUGCAUUUCGAAAUCUAGCAAAGCUUAAGACAUUGAACCUGGGAGGGAACUCGCUGCAGCACCUGAAUCCCUCUUGGUUUGAGAGCCUGGGCAACCUUAGAGAACUGUUUCUGUCAUUUAACUUCUUGCUAAAAACAAUUACCGAGGAGGCCACAUUUCUAAGAUACCUGCCCAAGCUACGUAAAAUCGAUCUGUCUUUCAACUUUGCUCUCAAGAUCUACCCACACACAGUCAACCUUUCAAAAGAGUUUUCCAAUCUUGUGUCACUAAGAACUUUGCAUAUGGAGGGUUUGGUCUUCCAGAACAUUGAAGCAGGCACCCUCAAACCUCUGUAUGAGCUCAAAAAUCUGUCUUCGCUAAACUUGGGCACAAACUUCAUCAUUCAUUCUGAUUCAACCAUAUUCAGCAAAUUCCACCACUUGAAAAUGAUAUAUCUCGCAGAAAACAGGCUGUUUCCCACUCCAGAGGUCCCGCAUCCGAGCAAUGGGUACAAUCAGCGGUUGGAUCUUUCUGUUUCGCCGUUCAGAAAAUCCCAUUCAAAAGACUAUGAUUAUGAGUUAUCCCACAGGCUUAUAAAGCAAGAGUGCUUUGACUCUGGACGAGUGCUAAUCCUCAGCUCAAAUAAUCUCUUCUUCAUUUCUCCACACCAGUUCGAGGGCUAUGGAGAUAUCGCGUGCCUCAACCUCUCAGGAAAUGGAUUUUCAGCUGCACCUAAUGGCACAGAGUUCUCCAGCCUGCCUAAUCUAACAUACCUGGACCUGUCCUACAAUAAGAUAGAUCUGGCCUAUGACAACGCCUUCAAAGAGCUCCAGAAACUACAAGUGCUAGACCUCAGUUACAAUGAGCACUACUUUCAAGCUUUUGGGAUUACACACAAUUUAGAUUUUACAAAAAAUCUGCCCGUUCUGAGAGUGCUGAAUAUGAGCCACAACUCCAUUUUCACACUGACAACAAAAAAGAUGUACAGCCAAUCAUUAGCAGAGCUUCAGUUUACAUAUAAUCAUCUUGGGACUCUUUGGAAAGAAAAGGAUGGCUCUUAUAAGACACUUUUUACUAAUCUUAUCAAUUUGACACUGUUGGAUAUAUCUCACAACAACAUUGCAAAGAUUCCAGAUGACGUUUAUGAACAUUUACCAUAUAACCUCACCACAUUACACAUCAGUCAUAACAAACUGAUUGAGUUUGCAUGGCACAACCUAAAGUAUUUCCAUCAACUUCAAAUUUUAGACCUGAGCUUCAAUUCUUUAUCUCAUGUGACAAGUAUCAACUCCAGCAUCAUCCAUACUUUGACUCACCUUGACCUGAGCCACAAUAACAUUUUCCACUUAGACAAUGGAUUCAUACAGGGUCCCAGAAGCCUUAAGACUCUCAGCCUUAGCUACAACAAACUCCCAACCAUCAAUCGAUCUACCUUCCUGUCAGGACCUGAAAACCCGAUAAAGACUUUGUUCUUGCAGAAAAACCCAUUCCAAUGUACGUGUGAUUCGUUAGAUUUUAUUUUAUGGAUUGAAGAAAGCAAAAUAAAGUUUCCUAGACUGACCACUGACGUGACAUGUGACACACGAGUAAACCAGACGGUUCAACUGCUGAUAAACUUUGAUAUUACUCAGUGUGUAAAUGAUAGUCUUGCAUUCCAGAUCUACAUUCUCACAACUUUCUUCAUUAUUGUUUUUAUGUUUACGGCAACAGUUGCUCACUUGUUUUACUGGGAUGCUUUCUACGCCCUACACUAUGUGAAAGCUAAGCUGAAGGGAUACAGAUCUUUUUACUCAACAGACAGUUGUUAUGAUGUUUUUGUGACAUAUGACACCACAGAUCCACAUGUCUCCGAGUGGGUGAUGGGGAAUCUGCGGGUGAAACUGGAAGAGGAAGGAGAGAAGCAUCAUCCUCUGUGCCUGGAGGAGAGGGAUUGGCCCCCAGGAGUCCCACUGCUGGACAACCUCACUCAGAGCAUCCAAUAUAGUCGCAAGACCCUGUUUGUUUUGACAGAGGGCUAUGUUAAGACCGGGGUUUUCAAGCUGGCUAUGUAUCUGGCCCACCAAAGACUGCUGGAUGAAAGUGUGGACGUGAUCGUGCUGCUGAUGCUGGAGCCCGUUCUGCAGCAUUCUCACUUCCUGCGCCUGAGGAGGACACUGUGCGAGAAAAGCGUUGUGGAGUGGCCGAGAACGGCGGCCGCAGAACCCUGGUUCUGGCAAAACCUGAGGAACGUCGUAAGAGUAGACAAUCAGGUCAUGUACAGCAAGAGAUAUUCAAAGUACUUCACCAACAGAUGAAAGCUGAGUGAUGACAGCGUGGGACGGAUUUAUGAUGUGGUGUGCUUGUUUUGAAACCACCGCUGGUUUGUUGCUACUUUUAUGACAUUGCCUUGGAUUUACAUGCAAAACAAGUAAUGACAUGAUUUCCUAAUUUUUGCUUAAGCAGCAUGAUACUGAAUCUCCUGUAACUUGUGUGCAAAUAAUACAGUGUAUAAAUAAACCACUCUGUUUCACAUCUG